GUGCUGGACGUCACCAGCUUCUUGUCGGAGCACCCUGGUGGCGAGCUGGCCAUCCUCACCUUCGCCGGGAAGGACGCCACAGAGGAGUUCAACAUGAUCCAUCCCCCGGAUGUCAUCGGCAAGUACGCCCCCGACUCCGUGAUCGGCGCCGUCGGCUCCGGCGUGGCGGCUGCCGCCAGCGCCGCCCCCAAGGCGGGCGGCGGCGGGCCCAUCAGGAAGGACACAGGCAGCAAGCUCGGCAACCAUGCCGCCUGGGGUCACCUGGACGGGGCACCGAACUGGCGCGUGGAUCUCGACGAGAACCCAG
This is a messenger RNA of Symbiodinium necroappetens, 307 nucleotides long. The record is from the annotation of a GenBank genome assembly. Lineage: Eukaryota; Dinophyceae; Suessiales; Symbiodiniaceae.